AGGGUUGAGUGAAUCAUAAUAAGGCUCAGAUAUGCCCACAUAGAUAUCUACAUCUUGCAAACAACAAGACUAAACUAUGAUAUUUAACUUUCCCUUGUACCUGAACAAGAUCAUGGAGAAAAGCAUUCUAAGCUUGACUUGUUUAUCAAGUACAUUGCCCCCACCAGAUAAAGGUUGGCUAGGCAAAACUAGAUCUCAUCUACCUGAAUUAACCAAUGCAAAAACGAAAAGAUAAGCGAAAAAUAAAGUUGUACCAAGUAGAUCCUUCUACUAAAUGUUUGCUGAAUGCUUUAUGUGAGUUAUGAUAUGCACCCAAACCAAAAUGCAUCUAACAGAUAUUAAUCAAUUUCAGUCAAUCCCACAAUUUAACAUAUCAAAUAACAGAUAUUCAUGCAUUUAUUCAAUUCCACAAUUUAACAUAUCAAAGAACAUAUAUUCAUCGAUUCAUUCAAUUCCACAAUUCAACAUAUCAGUAUCAGCUUUAAUCAUCUCCAGCACCUAAUGGAAGCCAAGGACCUAAACAAUUAUUCAGUUUAUAAUUGGUCACUUACAAUACCAAACAUCUCACUUCAAUUGCGAAAUUGCUUCUGGCCUCUUCCACUGUAGAAUUGAAACCCUCUAGCCUGGUUCAAUCGGCCGAAUUCAAUUCAUCUUCCUCCAUAUGGAGCGCCAUCUUCUGCUUGAAUGCCUGCAAUUGAUCUUCCAAUUGUUUCACAUCUGACUGAUAUUUCAUCACGAGCGAUUGCAAUGAUUGGAUAACUUCAUGAUCAUAUUCAUGAUUCUCCUCUGCCAUUCUCUGGUACUGAUUGGCUUCCAUCUCAGCUGCACACUUCUCACUUUGGAGGCGCAGAUCUCCUUCUGAUAUCCCACAUAAGCUGCACACUUCCAUAGGUGUUGAUUUUCUGGUUUUUUUUGUUAUUCAUUAUAAGUUUUUGCUUCAUCCUAAUUUAUGAACAGUAUAGUUGAGUGAUAUUUAAUUAUAUAUUUUUAAUUGAAACAGAUAACCAAGAUUCAAGAAUGAGGGAACUAUUUUCAGACAUCUAUACUAAGGGUUUGCCUUUUCUGAUUUUAGUUUUGUCCUUAAUAGUCCUGUCUUUUCUUGGAGUGUUUAUGGAGUUAAAACUUGUAGUUUACAAGAAAGAUAUAAAAUCAUGCUUGGUUUAGGUUUGGCAUUGGGUCAACUGGUGGUGGUAUUGUAUAGACAUUUAGAAACGGUUAGGAAUUCAACCUUCGUGAGGGGACCUCACGGACCUUUUUUACAAUCCCUGAAUGUUUUAGUGGGUGGUGUGGUUACCUAUCUACUUAACUCCAUUUCUCAGCCCAAUAUCAUCUUAUUAGUCUUUAGUUUGGCUGUUUUAGUGAGUCUGAAUGAACUGAUUCAACCAACCAUAGAUUUUGGUUUAAUCAACUCAGUAUUUUCUUCUAUUGCUAUCCAUUUUGGUUUUUUUCGCAUCAAGGUUUAAGGAUUCUAGUUGCUCUGUUAUGUUGUUGCAUUCUGUAUGUCCAUUUUGUAGACAGGCUACAUGGCCCCAAGCGGCAGCCAUGAGUUCGCCACAAUCUGAAGACCCUACACUAAAACUAUAAACACUUUUUUGACAU
This is a messenger RNA of Rubroshorea leprosula, 1599 nucleotides long. The record is from the annotation of a GenBank genome assembly. Lineage: Eukaryota; Viridiplantae; Streptophyta; Magnoliopsida; Malvales; Dipterocarpaceae.